UCCUCGCCGGAGAAGCUGGGCGAAGUGGAGCGACGUCGGCCUGAAACCCUUCUCGGGCAAGGCGAGCGAAUCCGGAGCAGCUCGGGGGUCCGCGCCCCGAUUUCCCCCAUUUUUCAAAGGAGGGCAUGGGUGAAUAGCCGUGUAUCCUCCUGAAAACCCCUUUAGGCUUCAUCCACCAACUUUUUUCUGGGGACCAUAACAUUUAGGAAGAUGACGCCUGCGUUGAUAGGAAGCCAGAGCAUUACCUCUGUCUCAGAAAUCCUCAUCUUCAUUGCUGUUUUCUGUCUCGUGCUGGUUAUCCUCAAAACCAGGCAACGGAUCCCACCAGGACUAAGGAAGCUACGAGGGCCAAGGGGGUACCCCUUUAUUGGAAACAUCUUGGACCUGGGGAAGAAUCCCCAUAUGUCUUUGACACAGCUGAGCCAGAAGUAUGGGGACGUCAUGCUAAUUCAUCUUGGGGCCAAACCGGUGCUGGUGCUGAGUGGGCUGGAAACUAUUAAGCAAGCUCUGGUCAAGCAAGGGAGUGACUUUGUGGGACGCCCAGAUCUCUACAGCUUCAAGUUAAUUAAUGAUGGCCAGACCUUCACCUUUGGUAGGCUUUCUGAGGAAAGCUGGCGCGUUUGCCGAAAGCUGGCCCUGAAUGCUCUCAAGACCUUCGCAACCUCAACCAGCUCCAACUCAUCGACUUCCCUGCUGGAGGAACACAUCUCCAAAGAGGCAGAAUACCUGGGCAUGAAAUUCCAAGAUCUGAUGAAAGAGAAGGAGAGUUUUGAGCCUUUCCAGUACAUGGUGGUCUCUGUAGUCAAUGUCAUCUGUGCCAUGUGUUUUGGGAAGCGUUACAACCAUGGGGAUCAAGACCUGCUUAGCAUAGUGGACAUAAAUAAUGAUUUCGGCAUGGUGGCUGCUUCCGGGAAUCCAGCCGAUUUCUUCCCGAUCCUCCAAUAUUUACCCAGCCGCAGCAUGGAAGCUUUCAAGGAGGUGAACCGGAAAUUCAACAUGCUGAUACAGAGGCUGGUUGAAGAACACUACAUCAGCUUUGACAAGAACAACAUCCGAGAUAUCACUGACUCGCUCAUCAGCUUCUGCCAGGAUAAAAAACUGGACUCAAAUGCCAAUGAAGCCCUAAAGGAUCUGAACAUUGUCGGUAUCGUCAAUGAACUCUUUGGAGCUGGAUUUGAUACUGUGUCUACUGGUCUGUCCUGGUGCCUUCUGUAUCUGGUGACUUACCCAGAAAUCCAAAGGAAAAUUCAAGAAGAACUUGACCAAAUCAUUGGCAGAGGAAGGACACCCAAGCUAUCUGACUGUGCCAUGCUCCCUUACUCAGAAGCUUUUAUCUUUGAGAUGUUCAGACAUUCAUCCUUCGUUCCCUUCACAAUCCCGCAUUGCACCACCAGGGACACAGUACUGAAUGGCUUCUAUAUUCCUCAAGAUACCUGUGUGUUUGUCAACCAGUGGCAAGUCAACCACGAUCCGAAACUUUGGGACGAGCCCUCUGCCUUCAACCCUGAACGGUUUCUUGCUACUGAUGGGACAGGAAUAAACCGUGCCGAGUGCGAAAAGGUUAUGAUUUUUGGCUUGGGCAAAAGGCAGUGUGUGGGACAGAACAUUGCGAAGAAGGAGGUUUUUCUGUUUCUGACCACUUUGGUGCAAAAGCUGGAAUUCACCCUGUCUGGCCCAGAGAUGGUGGACGGGACUCCCCAGUAUGGCCUGACCAUGAAAUACAAGAAGUGCGAACACUUCCGGGUCAAACCGCGUUUCUAGCAGGUGGCAUCUGGAACGAGCAGAGGCUGACUCUUGCCCAGAAAGGGGGAUCUGGGGCUACUUACUCUGACAGGAUUUAUUGUUUGCUAUGGGGUGGCUCAGCCACCCAAGCCGAGCUUGAGCAAAAACUUGCUUGGUGACUUUGAACUAGCCCAUAUCUCUUAUAUUAAUCUACCUCGCAGGCUUAUCGUGGGAGAAAUUGCAGGAAAUAGUAUGUAUACUCCUUGGAAUUCCCAGAGGAAAACUGAAAUAAAAAUGUAACAAAAAUGAACUAAACAUGGUCAUAUUAAGUAUGGUGACUGGGAAAUUAUGCUUGAUAAAGGUGCUUCAGAUUAUUAAAUGCCCUUUCUGUCUCAACCAUCUGCUUAAGAGCCCUGAUUCUGCAGAAGACUUUGACCUGAUGUAUUUUGUCCAGUUCAUCUGGGGAUGAAGAAGAAGUAUGUGUUAAAUUCCAGAGUAGAGAUUAAAACUUGGGUGAUCCAGAGAGUCUGUUAAGUAUUAUGUAUAUAAUGAAGAAUAAAUAAAAACAGCUUUCUAUGAGA
This is a messenger RNA of Candoia aspera, 2303 nucleotides long. RefSeq names its product cytochrome P450 1A5-like. The record is from RefSeq and is a predicted model, not a curated record. The transcript is spliced from 7 exons. Lineage: Eukaryota; Metazoa; Chordata; Lepidosauria; Squamata; Candoiidae. Gene Ontology annotation, molecular function: oxidoreductase activity, acting on paired donors, with incorporation or reduction of molecular oxygen, reduced flavin or flavoprotein as one donor, and incorporation of one atom of oxygen; steroid 17-alpha-monooxygenase activity; iron ion binding. The coding region runs from base 211 to 1761 and encodes 516 amino acids. Gene Ontology annotation, biological process: hormone biosynthetic process; progesterone metabolic process.